This is a messenger RNA of Cervus elaphus (red deer), 806 nucleotides long. It is a transcript of the gene NDUFA8, whose product is annotated as NADH:ubiquinone oxidoreductase subunit A8. The transcript is spliced from 4 exons. The record is from RefSeq and is a predicted model, not a curated record. Lineage: Eukaryota; Metazoa; Chordata; Mammalia; Artiodactyla; Cervidae. Gene Ontology annotation, biological process: mitochondrial electron transport, NADH to ubiquinone. Bases 104 to 622 code for a protein of 172 amino acids.
CAUGCGCAGACGCUAGGUGGCCCUCGGCGGUCGGAAGGGGAGUUCAAGGAGACGGGGGAGACGCGGCAGCGGGCACCUCUUCGGGGUCGCGGCUGCAGCCAUCAUGCCGGGGAUAGUGGAGCUGCCCACUCUGGAGGAUCUGAAAGUGCAGGAGGUGAAAGUCAGUUCGUCUGUGCUGAAGGCUGCGGCCCAUCACUAUGGCGCUCAGUGCGACAAGCCCAACAAGGAGUUCAUGCUGUGCCGGUGGGAAGAGAAGGACCCCCGGCGGUGCCUAGAGGAAGGCAAGCUUGUCAACCAGUGUGCCCUGGAGUUCUUCAGGCAGAUAAAGCGGCACUGUGCGGAGCCUUUUACGGAGUACUGGACCUGCAUUGAUUACUCCGGCCUGCAGCUAUUUCGUCGCUGUCGCAAACAGCAGGCACAGUUUGACGAGUGUGUGCUGGAUAAACUGGGCUGGGUGCGGCCGGACCUGGGGGAGCUGUCAAAGGUCACCAAAGUGAAAACAGACCGGCCCUUACCAGAGAAUCCCUAUCACUCAAGAGCAAGGCCAGAGCCCAACCCCGAGGUGGAAGGUGAUCUGAAGCCCGCCAGGCACGGCAGCCGUCUCUUUUUCUGGACCAUGUGAAGAUGGGUCCGUGGCCCCACACCCAGGCACGCACCCAGGCAGCAGGCAGUGAAAACUCUCCCGCCGUUUGCAUCAACCGAUAGAGGGCUUUUUCCGGGAUCACAAACAUUAACCAAAACAUUAAUUUAUGUGACUUGGCAGUUAUUCUAUACCAUUUCCUGCCCAUUAAAAAUUUUAAAGGAAA